This is a messenger RNA of Conger conger (European conger), 2332 nucleotides long. RefSeq names its product P2Y purinoceptor 6-like. The record is from RefSeq and is a predicted model, not a curated record. Gene Ontology annotation, biological process: G protein-coupled receptor signaling pathway. NCBI's taxonomy places the organism in Eukaryota, Metazoa, Chordata, Actinopteri, Anguilliformes, Congridae. Gene Ontology annotation, molecular function: G protein-coupled receptor activity. Bases 363 to 1592 code for a protein of 409 amino acids. The transcript has 2 exons. Gene Ontology annotation, cellular component: plasma membrane.
GAGGUGGAAGGUCCAGGUUCAGAAAGUAAAAGUCCUCUCCACCAUUUUGUUUAUAUUCGCUAAUUGGCACCGUUCUUCGGCCAGGAGGUACAACUAAUUCGUGAAAUCACCUGGCGGUGGAGUCCUUGGGUGUAAGAAACACACGGCAUGACUUUUACUUUCUGAUCCCUGCCGUAGGGCCUAUUAAAAUGACCUGAGCAAAGUCAACAUUAGUUGAGUUCAGCGUCAGUUGGAAAACGCAGCACGCGUAGGCUACAGGUCUUCUCCCGUUUACCCGCUGGUGCCGUCUGGCCGAGUGUGGGCAGUAACGGCGGUAAUCGGCGGUUUAAUAGCGCGGUCUGAGCAAACACAGGGCAGGCACCAUGGAAACGCUGAGGAGGAGGAGGAGGAGCUCGGAACCGAGCGGGGGAACUACAGCCUCUUCAAACGCCGCCCGACAUCGUAUGUGGAUCGACUGCGGAACGACGGCGCACUCCCGCAUCGAGGAACAGCUCGGGAAGAGGACGUUUUAUUCCCUGCCCGAUACCAUGGAGCAGUGGCACCGCAACGACUCGCUGCUCAGAGCGAUCGGCGAGGUGCAGGUACUGCAGGACAUGACGAACCGCUCCUCCCAGUUCUGCAGCCAGUACCGCGACGCGGCGUGGUACUGCUACCUCCUGCUGGCGCUGUAUGCGCUGGCGCUGCCGGUGGGCGUCGUGGGCAACGUGGCGGCGCUGCUGCACUACGGCCUGGCCCGGCGCUGCUGGACGUCCAGCCGCGUGCUCCUCCUCAACCUGGCGCUCUGCGACUCGGCCUGGCUGCUCACGCUCCCCUUCGCCCUCUACUUCAGCCUGCGCCGGGCGCGCGCCGCCGACUACCGCGCCUUCUGCCAGUUCAAGAGGGUGUCCUUCAACGUCAACGUGUACGGCAGCAUCCUCUUCCUCACGCUGGUCAGCUUCGACCGCUACGCCGGGGCGGCCCACCCCCUGGGCUCGCUGCGCUGGUGGGGGGCCGAACGCGCCCGGCUCUGCUCCGGCCUGGCCUGGACCGGACUGGUCCUGUGGGCCGUGCCGGACCUCCUCCUCCUGCCGUCCGGCGAAGCGCGGCCGGGGAACUCCACGGCCUGCAUGGACCACAUGCGGGGCCCGCCGGAGCUGGUCCAGGCCGUCACCGUGGCCAGGACGGUGCUGGGUUUCGGGGUGCCCUUCGCCCUCAUGCUGGUGUUCUACGCCCUGACGGUUCGCGCCCUGCGCUCCCUCCCCCGCGGCGGGAAGAGGCAGAGGGCGUCCCGGCCGCUGGCGCUCAUCUCGGCCGCCCUGGCCGUGUUCGUGGUGUCGUUCGUGCCGUACCACGCCGCCGUGCUGACGGUGGUGGCCAUGCAGGACCGAGGGUCUCUGACGUCGACCAACAUGGACUCCCUGUACGCCGCCUACGAGCUCUUCGAGGCCCUCUGCAGCGUCAGCAGCGCCCUGGACCCGCUGCUCUACGUCCUGGCCAGCGAGCGCUUUCCCAGGGGCUGCCGCUCCCUCCGCAGGGGCCCCGGGCCCCGCGCGCCCGCCCUCUGCUGCCUCAGGAGCCGCCGCGUGGGCCCGCGGGGCGACGCUGCCCCCUAGUGGCGGAUGACCUGGAGACGGGUCGGUUACACUGAAGGUGACUGCAGGAUCAGCGCACACGCUCUGUGAGCACUUUAUUAACUGUGCUCAGUUGUUGUUCAGGCCGGCGGCACGGAUGGUGCAGUGGGUAGCACUGCCGCCUCACAGCAAGGAGGUCCUGGGUUCGAAUCCCCGUCGGCCGGGGCCUCUCUGUGCGGAGUUUGCAUGUUCUCCCCGUGUCUGCGUGGGUUUCCUCCGGGUACUCCGGUUUCCUCCCACAGUCCAAAGACAUGCACGUUAGGCUGAUUGGAGAGUCUAAAUUGCCCGUAGGUAUGAGUGUGAGUGAAUGGUGUGUGUGCCCUGCGAUAGACUGGCGACCUGUCCAGGGUGUAUUCCUGCCUUUCGCCCAAUGUAUGCUGGGAUAGGCUCCAGCCCCCCUGCGACCCUGAUCAGGAUAAGCGGGUUCAGAUAAUGGAUGGAUGGAUGGAUGGAUGUUGUUCAGACCGAAUGUCAGAAUGAGGAGGAAAUGUUAUUUAAAAUUCUUUGAAAUUGGAGUGAUUCUUGGUGCCGGACAGGGUGGUUUGUGUAUCUCAGAAACUGCUGAUCUCCUGGGAUUUUCCACGGAAAUGUUGUGAUAAUAAGGAGAAGGGCAAAUAAGCACGCAUUACAACAGUGGUAUGCAGAAGAGCAUCUCUGAGCAGACAUGUUGACAUGUGAAGUGGAUGGAAUGCAUUACAUUAAAUUACAUUACAUUAAUGGCA